AUGAGCUCCUACUUCUCGUCCUUCACCUCCUCACCGGCCAUCUCCAAUCUGGGGUCCCGGCUCACCAACCUCCGACGCGCCAUCACACUAGGCGACGAGGGCGACGACCCGGACAACGAAGACUGCUCGCACAUCUCCAACGCCCUACGCGCCUACUACACCGAAAAGGGACGUCCAUUCCCAGCAUGGCUCCCUCCCGACCCCAAGGGUCCCGCACCACCGCCUUCGCGCGUCGUCGCAACCACACAGAUCCCCACACCGGGAGCAUACGGGCAGGCACCAGCCGCAGCCCCAUACGGCCGGGGCGGCGGCGGCGGGCUGGGCGAUCUCUGGGGUGAUUCCGGCGACGCAGCACCACCCCCAGUCUCACAGAUAGGAAGUCUCCGGCGUGGCCGCGGCGGGUCGACGGCACCCCCGCUCAUGUCUGCCCACAGCGCCCCGCCAGGCCCGUCGAACUCGUCGUCCUCGCUGCCGACGAUGCACGCGCCGUCGCAUUCUCCCGCCCCGCCUGGCUCUCUGCAUCCCGCGGGCGCUCGUCCGCUGCCUAGCCAGCGUGUUGGCUCGCACCAGUCGGCGCAGACUACGCGCAUGCCCUCGGAGCGAGCGGGAGGGUCGGCGCAAGAGCGGCUGCGUGCUCGCUUGCAUGGUGGCCGGUCUCCGAGUCCAAAUAUUGAUCCCAGUGUGCGCAAGCCUGUUGGUUUGCCUGGAAGGCCGCGGUGA
Messenger RNA from Penicillium alfredii, 720 nucleotides. RefSeq lists its product as uncharacterized. The record is from RefSeq and is a predicted model, not a curated record. The transcript has a single exon. NCBI's taxonomy places the organism in Eukaryota, Fungi, Ascomycota, Eurotiomycetes, Eurotiales, Aspergillaceae. The coding region runs from base 1 to 720 and encodes 239 amino acids.